Messenger RNA from Cotesia congregata, 916 nucleotides. NCBI's taxonomy places the organism in Eukaryota, Metazoa, Arthropoda, Insecta, Hymenoptera, Braconidae. The record is from the annotation of a GenBank genome assembly.
AUGAGUAGUUUACCAAAAUAUAAACUUUUAGAUAAAGAAAAAACAAAGGAGAUGUUAGAAAAAUUCACCGGUGAACGAACUGGUUGGGUUCAAGUUGGUGAAAAAAAAUGGUUUUUUCCGCACCGUUAUAUUGAACAGCAAGAGGGUUUUUAUAAUUUCAAAGCUAGACUGGAUGAUACCUGGGUAAUUACCUAUCCCAGAUCAGGGACUACAUGGACUCAAGAACUUGUCUGGCUGUUGAAAAAACAAGAAUUGUGUAAAAAAAUUACAAUACCAGGAUAUGAAGUCUUAAACGGUAUGCCAUCGCCUCGAUUUAUAAAAUCACAUUUUCCUCUGAGUUUAUUACCUGGAAUAUUAGACGUAGGCUGUAAAAUAAUUUACGUCGCCCGGAAUCCUAAAGAUGUUGCUGUGUCUUGGUAUCAUUUAAAUCAAGCUAUUAAAACUCAAGGUUAUAACGGCAACUUUGAAGAAUUUUGGAAUUAUUUUCAAGAUGAUCUAACACCGUGGAGUCCUUAUUGGGAACAUUUAAAGGAAGCUUGGGCUCAACGACAUCAUCCAAAUUUAUUUUUUAUAUUUUACGAAGAAAUGCAACAGAAUUUUUUCCAAACUGCUUACAAAGUUGCCGAAUUUCUUGGAAAAUCUUACAGUGAAAAAGAAAUGUGCAAACUAUCAGAUUAUCUUAAUAUAAAAAAUUUCCGUAAUAAUCCAAUGGUUAAUUCUUCGGAAUUACGUGAUUGUCAUAUUAUAGCUGAUGGAGGUUUUGUUAGAAAUGGACAAAGUGGUGUCUGGAGCAAUACAUUUAGUCCGAAGCUUGAAGCUAAAGCAGACGCUUGGAUAAAAAAAAAUUUACAAGAUACAGAUCUUGUUUUUCCUUAUUUUAAUAAUAAUAAUAUAUCUCAACUCAUUAAUUAAUUAA